Molecule: messenger RNA, 1261 nt
Organism: Copidosoma floridanum
Lineage: Eukaryota; Metazoa; Arthropoda; Insecta; Hymenoptera; Encyrtidae
Product: mitochondrial tRNA-specific 2-thiouridylase 1
Biological process (GO): tRNA wobble position uridine thiolation
Cellular component (GO): mitochondrion
Molecular function (GO): sulfurtransferase activity
Source: RefSeq, a predicted model, not a curated record
AGGUGUGAGUGAAAUGUGCUAUCUUCGUUGUAAAAUUAAUAAAAACGUUAAACGUGUAAAAAAUUCAAAAAAUGUUCAAAAAAGUUGCUCUGGGUGUUUCUGGUGGAGUUGACAGUGCUGUGACUGCAAUUCUUCUUAAAUCAAAAGGUUUUAACGUCACUGGAGUAUUCAUGAAAAACUGGGACUUGCCAGAUGAGCUUGGCGUUUGCCAAGUGGAUAAAGAUUAUGAAGACGCAAAGUGGAUAUGUGAUAAAUUAAAAAUACCUUUGAUCGAAGUAAAUUUCGUCAAAGAAUAUUGGAAUGAAGUUUUCAGCGAUAUGUUGCACUGUUAUGAAACGGGAAUAAAUCCUAAUCCAGAUAUUAACUGCAAUAAAAAAAUUAAAUUCGAUAGGUUUUUUAAUUAUGCCAUUAAAGAGCUUAAAGCUGACUGCAUAGCAACGGGGCACUAUGCCAGAAAUAGUUUUAAUUCGUACCUGGAAGAUUAUAUGUCGAAUGAAAAUGCUUCUCUAUUGAAAGCCAAAGAUAUUCAUAAAGAUCAAACUUUUUUCUUAUCACAGAUAUCGCAAAAAUCGUUAAGUAGAACUAUGUUUCCAUUAGGAGAACAUUUAAAGAAAGAUGUAUUUGAAAUUGCUAGAAGAAAUGGUUUGAAUAGAAUUGCGAAUAAAAAAGAAAGUAUGGGUAUUUGUUUUAUAGGUAAAAAGAAUUUUCAGAAUUUCAUUGUUGAGUACAUAGAAGACAAACCAGGACAUUUCAUAGAUGUGGAUAAUGGGCGUUGCGUUGGUGAGCAUAAUGGAAUUCACUUAUGGACCAUAGGACAAAGAUGUAAAAUUCAAAGAGGUUCUACAUCUUACUUUGUUUGUCGUAAGGACCGAGACACUAACAACAUUUAUGUAGCUGCUGGAACAGAACAUCCGGCACUACUUUGUGAAUUUUUUACGACAUCUAAGGUGCAUUGGUUAUGCAAAGAACCCAAUUCACUAAAAAAUAGCCAAGGGGUUUUGGAUUGUGAAUUCAAAUUCGAACGGAGCCAGCCACUGGUACCUUGUUCCAUUUUCAAGACUGCCAAUGAUGAGUUACUCGUUCGAGCACGUCAACCACAGAGAGCUGUUACACCUGGCCAGUACUCCGUUUUAUAUUCAGGUGAAGAAUGUUUAGGAAGUGCGGAAAUUAGUUAUUGUUGUCCUUUACUAGGUUUUUCAAAUGGAACAGGAAAAUAAGAAUUGUAAGAAGAAAUUAGAAAAAUAAUAAGCAUUACCUGACC